AUGAAACAGUCCGAAGCAUGUUCUAGAGUAGGGAAUACGAAAGCUCCGGGCCUAGAUGGAAUUCCAAACAUUGCACUAAAAGCUGCCAUUAAAGCAGAGCCUGCAAUAUUCCUUGACGUUUAUAACAAGUGCCUCGCAGAAGAAGGAUCUAAGCAGCAGUUGAACCGCUUCUUUCCAGGAGCCAAUACGGCUUUCGAAAAGGACGCUCUACCUUGGAUGCAAUUAGCGUUGUCGUCAAUACAGCUAAGGACGCAAUCGCCGGAACCAAAUGGAAGGGAGGAUCCUAAAAUAUUACACAAAGACUGGUCCGAAAACAUUCAAAGUCACUGGAGGAGUACCCCAAGGCUCAGUUCUAGGCCUAAGUAUGACGGAUUAUUAAAACUAGAACUUCCAAAAGAAGUCAAACUCGUAGCAUAUGCAGAUGAUGACGCCGUAGUGGUCGUUGCAAAGCAUUUCGAAGCAAUCACCUUCGCAUUUGAUGCUACCAUCGAAAAGAUUAGCCACUGGAUGAAAACAGUUGGACUGCAGUUGGCAGAACACAAGACUGAGGCAGUACUCGUUACUGGCAGGAAGCGGUUGGAAACCAUCACACUGCAAGUCGGAGCACAUGAAAGCACAUCCCAGCCGUCUCUUCGGUAUCUGGGCGUUAUGAUUGAUGCCCGACUCAACUUCAAGCAGCAGGCACAACACAACAACAGGUGGGCGCCAAAGCGUCGGUGGUCAGAGCGACUUUAUCAAGGCUGA
This is a messenger RNA of Arctia plantaginis, 744 nucleotides long. Lineage: Eukaryota; Metazoa; Arthropoda; Insecta; Lepidoptera; Erebidae. The record is from the annotation of a GenBank genome assembly.